AUGCUUCCUCCUCUCCCAGCCCUUGGCGACUACGGAAUAUCACCAGAGUAUGGAUUUCUUCCGGCCGAGUUGCCUCUUGAGAGGUUGCCAGACCCAUACUACAACAAGUGGGAGUCUAUUGUAGCAAACCUCCAGGGGCUAAUCCUCAGCAAACGUUUGCGCGGGGUCAUUGAUCAACUUCCUGUCCUAUCUACCAUUGGUCUGGAACACGAUUCUGAAUGGAGAAGAGCGUAUUCCUUGUUGUGCUUCAUGGCACAUGGCUACAUCUGGGGCGGUGAUAGUCCCUCACAGCGUCUGCCAGCUGCGAUCUCAGUUCCGAUCAUUCACAUCUCUGCGCACCUCGAGUUGCCCCCAGUUGCUACCUACGCAGCUGUUUGCCUAUGGAAUUUCAAGCCAUUGUUCCAAGAUGAAGCAGUCGAUAACAUGGAGAAUCUCGCGACUCUCACAACCUUCACUGGUUCAAUCGACGAAUCUUGGUUCUACCUCAUAUCAGUUGCCAUCGAAGCGCGGGGUGCGCCCAUCCUACCUUUGAUGAUCACUGCGAUGCAAGCAGCAAGGGUCAACGAUAGCACUACCGUCACAGCGUGCCUUCGAGCAUUCGCGGAGAGGUUGGAUGAUCUUGGUGGCCUCUUGCAGCGCAUGCAUGAGAGCUGCGACCCUCAUAUCUUCUAUAACCGCAUUCGCCCAUUCCUUGCCGGCAGCAAGAACAUGGGAGAAGCCGGGCUGCCAGAUGGUGUGAUCUACGAAGAUGGCACAGGGACUGAGAGGUUCCGACAAUACAGUGGCGGGAGCAAUGCGCAAAGCUCCCUUAUUCAAUUCUUCGAUAUUGCUCUUGGCAUCGAACAUCGUCCGACUGGUGAAAAGACGGGCAUAGUUUCCGAGAGUAAGCUAGAGGGUACUGCACCGCCGCCACCACCAAAGCACAACUUCUUGCUUGAGAUGCGUAAAUACAUGCCUGGGCCGCAUCGCCGUUUUCUAGAAGACGUAACCAAGGUUGCUAACAUUCGCGCUUACGUUGAAAGCCACCGGGACAUUUCGGGGCUAACUUUGGCUUACGAUGCUUGCCUCGCUAUGCUCCGGGAAUUCCGGAGCAAACACAUUAACAUCGUGUCCCGGUACAUUGUGAUCAUGUCACGCGAGUCGAUAUCUCUGUCUCGAUCCAGGAGCCCUGCUGUGCCGCACCACAAGAUGAAUAUCGCAACAGCAUCUCGCCAGGACAACACUGAGUCCGGCAAGAAGAACUUGAAAGGGACCGGCGGCACAGCAUUGAUUCCAUUUCUGAAGCAAGCCCGAGAUGAAACUGGAGAGCCAGCCAUCGAUUCUUGGGCCCGACGGGUUAUGAACAGAGACUUCAGUAUCAAAGGUUCAGGUGACUUCUUUUCUGGGAAGCUUAACACCGUUGAUGCCAAUGAUACUUGCGGAUUGGCGGGAACAUGGGCCCUAGACGAGCACGCGGGUGGUUUGUGUCACUAUUGA
Messenger RNA from Drepanopeziza brunnea f. sp. 'multigermtubi' MB_m1, 1476 nucleotides. RefSeq lists its product as uncharacterized. NCBI's taxonomy places the organism in Eukaryota, Fungi, Ascomycota, Leotiomycetes, Helotiales, Drepanopezizaceae. The record is from RefSeq and is a predicted model, not a curated record. Gene Ontology annotation, molecular function: indoleamine 2,3-dioxygenase activity; metal ion binding; heme binding. Gene Ontology annotation, cellular component: cytoplasm. Gene Ontology annotation, biological process: 'de novo' NAD+ biosynthetic process from L-tryptophan.